AUGACGUCGAAGAAGGCAAUCUCCGACAGCACUUGCAACACUCGAAGACUUUUCCAGCUUUUCCUCAAAUUGCCACCUAUCUAUCGCGUUCCGAGAGAUGUCUUUUACCGUAUCCUCCAGUUCUUCUGCAACAGCUACGCCGUUUUAGACCAUCAGCAACGGACACCUGAGCUCAUCGAGCUGCCACAGAUGGUUGCCGUGCGGGUGUGCCACGCCUGGCAUGACAUCGUCAUGAAGGACCCAUCCCUAUGGCGUCGCCUUGUCUUUCGCUACGGCAUGUCUGCCAGAGGCACUGUGGACAAGUUCAACGCUGCCCUGGCGUACUGGGUCAAGAAGGCCGCACCGUACACGCUGUCUCUUACCCUAUCCGUCGAAGGACGCAUCAAAGGCCACCUAUGGUGGGAUGUCACGGCGUCUCUCGAGAAAUGGGCGUGGCAGCUGGGAGCGAUCACUCUGGUAGUGCCGGAUACCCACUACUGCAGGUUCCUCGGCAACGUCGAUUUUCUUUGGCUCAGGCAUCUCGAGCUGGACUUGGAUCCUUUCUCGCACAACGCAGUCACAGCCCGUAGUUCUCGCACCAAUCCAUUCCCCUUGAUACGUUCACUUGACGUCGUCUCCCUCCAUCCGUCCCAGUUCCCCGACGAGCGUGUCACUUCCAGGCUAUUCAGCCUGUCUCUACUGUAUCACGCAGGCGCGAGGGGAUAUCGGCCAACACUCACGUCUGACUGGAGCUACGCCACAGCUCUCGCCGGGUGCAGCAAUCUCGUGGAGCUGUCCCUUGGUCUCGGUGCAGCGGAUCCUUCUUCUGGUGUUGCCGUUCAGGGUCUCGUCGAGCUCAUGACGCUACGUACCUUGCGUCUUCGGUUCUUGUCUACGCAGUCCGUUUUCGGCAAAUUCCUCGAAGACAUCAGAUGCCCCAAUCUCCUUGAGCUUGACGUCGACAGUGCGGAGCGCAUCCACGCUGACGACCAAACGGACCUGUACGAGCAGAGACUGACGCACCUCAUUCUCCAGUCCCCCUGCACCUGGAGUCUGCGCUCCUUCAGCAUCCGCAACGUUGACUUCAAGGAGAGCGAGCUCAUAUGCAUGCUCAUCGCUUUACGGGCUCUCUGGCAUUUCGAGUUCAUGCCCGCCUCAUAUUCCGAGAGUUAUCCCAACCUCUUCAGGAGAUUUCAAGGGACGUCAAACUGGAAUCCGCUUUGUCUAACACUUGAUACUCUGCGUGUCGGCUCUUCAGAGAUCCUCGACUUCCACAAACGGCUUAUGGGCGCCAUUCAAUCGCGCUGUCUGCACCAUCUCCCGUUGAAACGCGUACAGUUGGUUUACUAUGAUGACUUGCUUUUAGAGAGGGCGAAGCUAGAUGAAUGCAUCGAAGGCUUUACGAGGCAUUCCCGGGCUUUCCACGAAGAAUGUUUUCGAACGCGUCAAGUUUCUGUUAGCGUACAAGUAGUACCGAAAUGA
This is a messenger RNA of Coniophora puteana RWD-64-598 SS2, 1461 nucleotides long. RefSeq lists its product as uncharacterized. NCBI's taxonomy places the organism in Eukaryota, Fungi, Basidiomycota, Agaricomycetes, Boletales, Coniophoraceae. The record is from RefSeq and is a predicted model, not a curated record. The coding region runs from base 1 to 1461 and encodes 486 amino acids. Gene Ontology annotation, molecular function: protein binding. The transcript has a single exon.